Molecule: messenger RNA, 4026 nt
Organism: Synchiropus splendidus (mandarinfish)
Lineage: Eukaryota; Metazoa; Chordata; Actinopteri; Syngnathiformes; Callionymidae
Gene: lrrc8da
Product: leucine rich repeat containing 8 VRAC subunit Da
Exons: 5
Coding region: 611-3172 (853 amino acids)
Molecular function (GO): protein binding
Source: RefSeq, a predicted model, not a curated record
UCUUCAUUCCGCUGCCCGCCAGCGAGCCGAUUGGACGGAAGUAGACGCUGCAUGCAGGUAGAUCAAUACCGGCUGAGUGGUGGGGAAACGACCGCGAUGUAAAUCGAGUUAUUCAAGACAUCAAUCCGGCUCAGAGGUGUAGGCUGACUGAAGGUCUAAUGGCUGCCAGCCGACUCUGCGUCUCCAUAUGAAGGGCUUCGUAUCAGAUUCUGUUUUUGCAGGAGAAACACUGGGUGACAAAUCCUUUGAAACCAACAUGGAAGUGGAAAGGUUGUUUCGGGUUUUGGUCCCGGGCUCUGUGACAUCAACGGACCCAGCACAGGAAUCCACUUGCCGAGACCAUCCAGCAUCAGCAUGCACCUUUGCCUUCUUCCCAAACUCAAGUGUGUUGAGCAAGGAAUUGGAAGUUGUUUCCUCACAGGACAGACAGCAGACGAGGCCUGAGAGGCCAUGUAGAUGGCGGCGGCAGCCACGGAGAUGGGACUUCUUCCAGGCACCAGGUCUAGAUCCAUGGCCCUCCUGGCGAUGAAGGUCGCGCCCAUCUGCACUUGCUUGGGCAGGCCCAGGUUGGAGCAGAAGCGGGACAUGAAGUCCCCCGAUCCAAUGAGCCAUGUUCACCCUCACUGAGGUUGCAUCUUUGAACGACAUCCAGCCAACGUACCGCAUCCUCAAGCCAUGGUGGGAUGUCUUCAUGGACUACUUGGGCCUGGUCAUGCUAAUGCUGGCCAUAUUUGCCAUGACCAUGCAGAUCACCAAGGACCAGGUGGCUUGCCUCCCUCAUCUGGAGGAGUCGCAGGAGACGCCGGGCUCCAAAUCCGAUUCUCACUCCACUGGCUGUGGACUGGACGCGGCCGUGACGGAAGCCCCUUCGGCAGCUACUCCUUCUCCAAUCGAAACCCCCUUCCCAUUAAUAACUGACAACAUGCCUGACAUGGCUGGGGAUGAAAUGUAUCCGACUCGGCAACAAACAGCAGCGACAAGGGUCCAGUAUGUCAAUCAACCUCAGCCGACAGGCGUCAAGACCAAUCUGGACUUCCAGCAAUACGUCUUCAUCAACCAAAUAUGCUACCACGUUGCCUUGCCCUGGUACUCUAAAUACUUCCCGUACCUCACACUCAUCCACACCCUUGUCCUCAUGGUCAGUAGCAAUUUCUGGUUCAAAUAUCCCAAAACCAGUUCAAAGAUUGAGCACUUUGUUUCUAUUUUGGGUAGAUGCUUUGAGUCUCCUUGGACGACAAAAGCGUUGUCAGAAACCGCCUGCGAAGACUCGGAGAACAAACAGAGACUCACGAGCACAUCUGCAGCGCCCAAAGAGGUUUCUGCAGAAGGGAAGGAGGAAAGCUCCAACGCUAACUCGUCCGUACCGGCGCUGGGGGUGAAAUUCUCAGCUGAUAAGCCCAUCGCCGAGGUCCCCAGCAACAUGACCAUCCUGGACAAAAAAGAUGGCGAGCAAGCCAAAGCGCUCUUUGAGAAGGUCCGGAAGUUCAGAGCUCACGUCGAAGACAGCGAUUUUAUCUACAAGCUCUAUGUAGCACAGACCAUUGUUAAAACGGUCAAGUUCAUCCUCAUCCUUUCCUACACAUCCACCUUCUUGGUCAAGAUCAACUUCAGGCACGAUUGUGAGCCGGACAUCAAGGAGCUGACCGGAUACCGGAGGUUCUUUUGUACGCACAACAUGGCUUUCAUGCUGAAUAAGCUGCUUAUCACCUACAUGGCUUUAAUACUGAUCUAUGGCAUGGCCUGCUUGUACGCCCUCUUCUGGGUUUUCCGCCGACCCCUGAAGGAGUAUUCAUUCGAAAAGGUCAGAGAAGAAAGCAGCUUUAGUGACAUUCCUGAUGUCAAAAAUGAUUUUGCAUUCCUCUUACACAUGGUCGACCAGUACGACUUGCUGUACUCCAAACGCUUCGGCGUCUUCUUGUCUGAGGUGAGCGAGAACAAGCUGAGGGAGAUCAGCCUCAAUCACGAGUGGACCUUCGAGAAGCUGCGGCAGCUGGUGACCCGGAACGCGCAGGACCAGCAGGAGCUGCAUCUCUUCAUGCUGUCGGGCCUCCCCAACGCGGUGUUCGACCUCACCGACCUGGAGGUGCUCAAACUGGAGCUGAUCCCCGAGGUGAGGUUCUCCGCCAAGGUCUCGCAAAUGACCAGCUUGCAGGAGCUGCACCUGUGUCACAGUCCAGCCAAAGUGGAGCAGACAGGGUUUGCUUUUCUCCGGGACCAUCUCAGAUGCCUUCAUGUCAAGUUCACGGAUGUCGCUGAGAUCCCAACCUGGGUGUACCUGCUCCGCAAUUUGAGGGAGCUCAACUUAAUCGGGAACUUAAGCUCUGACAAUAACAAGAUGAUCGGCCUCGAGUCCAUGAGGGAUUUGAAGCACUUGAAGACCUUGUGCUUGAAGAGCAACCUGACGAAAAUGCCCACCAAUAUCACGGAGGUCUCACCUCAUCUGAUCAGGCUGGUUGUGCACAACGACGGUACGAAACUCUUGGUACUGAACAGCCUGAAGAAAAUGACCAACCUUGUGGACCUGGAGCUGCACACCUGUGAGCUGGAGAGGAUUCCUCACGCAGUCUUCAGCUUGAUCAACCUUCAAGAGGUGGACUUGAAGUCCAACAACAUCCGCACCAUCGAGGAGAUCAUCAGCUUCCAGCACCUCAAGAGGCUGACCUGUCUUAAGCUGUGGCACAACAAGAUCAUCACCAUUCCGUCGUCCAUCGGCCAGGUCAAGUCUCUGGAGUCCCUCCACCUCUCGCACAAUAAACUGGAGUCCCUCCCCCCGGCUCUGUUCACGCUGCCUAAGCUGCGGCACUUGGAUGUGGCCCACAAUUCCAUCACGGUCCUUCCCCCAGACGUGGGUCUGCUGCACAACCUCCAGCACUUGGCCAUCAACUCCAACAAGGUGGAGAUGCUGCCCAAGCAUCUGUUCCGGUGCACCAAGCUGAAGGCGUUGUGUCUGAGUCACAACGCGCUGACUCAGCUGCCCGAGACGGUGGGCCAGCUGGUCCAGCUCACUCAGCUGGAGCUCCGGGGGAACUGUCUGGACCGGCUGCCUCCGCAGCUGGGCAACUGCCGCAUGCUGCGCAAACACAACCUGAUUGUCGAGGACCAUCUCUUUGACACGCUGCCCGUGGAAGUGAAAGAGAGCAUCAGCCGAGAGUCAUUUCCAAGUGGCUUAUAGCACAAACGCCCCCAAAACAGUGGCCAAAAACAGGCUGGCAGCUCUGGUGGUCUAUUUUGUUUAUUAUUAUUAUUAUUAUUUGUCUUGUUAUGGUCAUAUAAAAAUGAAUGCAUUUCAAAUUUUGUUGAUCAAUUUAGUUCCAUUUGUUGACUAGACGCAGAUUGUUUUUUAUGACGUUGGCUUUUAGUAUUUUUACAACGGAAUAAUCUAGUAAAGUGUUAGCUUCUCUGUUUGAUACUUGACCAAAACUGUCCACUGGUACAACAUCCUUUUUCGGUACUUACUCAGGUAUAAUAAUUCCAAUGGGGAUCAGUUCUGUUUCUGUUUUGUUUUGCCUUAUUUACUGCAUUAUUUGUUUUCAGUCGGGGCAUGCAUGAGCAAAAGGCCAAAAUAUUGUGGAUCACGAUGCAAGACUCAAAUCUACGACUUAAAAUCCGACCUCUGUUUCUUAAUAAUGCGGCGAGGAGGCAAAGUCUUUGAGUUGCUGUUCUAGAGAUUGUAUUCCUCUGUUCAUUUGCACAUGUUCGACCUGAUCGUUUAAAAUGACUGAAUGUUCUUAGGGUAAACUCUUUCCUUGACCAGCAUUGACUAUUGAAGAUGAUUAUUUUUCACAAAAGCGUUUUAGAUCAGAGCUCUGUUGAUUCUCCCACGUGUCGGCAUCUUAAAGUAAUGCAUUGUUUCCUUGUAUCCAGUUUAUCUGUGUGUAGACUUUAAAACGUCUUCUGAGCUGCUGUAUCAUCUCAGUGUCUCGUGUUCAAAAUCCACGGGUUUGUUUCAAUAAAACACGAUUUGAAUUGAAGAAGAGUGUUGGCUAUUAUACAAGUAGUCAGUCAGUUGAGUGAGCCGUGACUCAC